Messenger RNA from Aspergillus costaricaensis CBS 115574, 8874 nucleotides. Its product is annotated as acetyl-CoA synthetase-like protein. Lineage: Eukaryota; Fungi; Ascomycota; Eurotiomycetes; Eurotiales; Aspergillaceae. The transcript has 5 exons. Gene Ontology annotation, biological process: amino acid activation for nonribosomal peptide biosynthetic process; secondary metabolite biosynthetic process. Gene Ontology annotation, molecular function: catalytic activity; phosphopantetheine binding. Bases 1 to 8874 code for a protein of 2957 amino acids. The record is from RefSeq and is a predicted model, not a curated record. Gene Ontology annotation, cellular component: cytoplasm.
AUGAUUUCAAAAAUUAGAUUCCUGCGCAAGUUGUUGUUUUUCUUAGAGGGACAUGGUCGGGAGCCAAUAUCUGGAGUAGAUAUUGACGUGGCGGAAACGGUCGGCUGGUUUACGACGCUUCAUCCUUUGCUUGUGCCAGCCACUGCGAGUGACACAAUCACUGACCUAGUCCGUCUAGCAAAGGAUCGCCGUGCGCAGAUACCUGGGAAGGGUCGGCCUUACAUUACUAGCCGGUACUAUAAUCCGGCAGGGCGGGAGGCUUUUCGAGAUCAUAAACAGGUUGAACUCCUGCUGAAUUACCGGGGAGUCUUCCAACAGCUGGAGAGCCGUGAUGCACUGCUACAACGAGAGAAUCGCCCGGGGCGAGUGGCUACAAUUACCGAGUUUGGGGAUUAUUAUCAACGGAUGGCCCUGGUGGAGAUCAACAUCGUGAUUGAAGGUGGUUGCGCACGAAUUUCCACCACCAUGCACGCGCGCAUGAGGCAUCAUAGCCGACUAAAGCGCUGGGUGGACCAAGUCUUUCCGGACACCCUACGUGCCGCCGCUGGAGAACUGGAACAGGCCUCGCCACGGCGAACCUUGGCCGACUUCCCCCUGUUGCCCAUAUCCUAUGCCGGCCUGGAUGCCCUCCUAUCGGACGUCCAGUUCGCAGGGGACCGACUUCUCGACAUCUACCCGUGUACACCAGUACAGGAGGGCAUUCUAAUAAGCGAACAGAAGGGAAAGGCUUCGUACCGUAACAGCUGGGUUUGGCGAUGCUACAUGGGUUCUGGGAAGCCCUCACCGGUCUCGACGGAAAGAUUGGCCCUUGCAUGGGAAACUGUAAUCCGCACACACGCGGUUUUUGCCACGGUCUUCACACCACAUCCGGAGACAGGCCGCUAUAUCCAAGUACUACUUCACGAUGAGCAAGUACCCGGUACACUUCGCAUUGUAACAGCAGGAUCGUCAUCACCAACCGAACUUUUGUUACAGACAAAAGCGUCAACCCCUGUACAUAACACUGAACCGCAGCAUGCCAUUACAAUCUGCCAGGCCCGGGAUGGAGAGGUGGCCUGCCGACUAGAUAUGAGCCAUGCAUUGAUUGAUGCUUCGUCUAUUCCGGUGCUAUUGCGCCAUUUGGCUCACGCCUACGACAAUCAGAUCCUGCCGCAGAACGCUCCCGAGCGUCCCCAGUUCCGCAAUAUCGUUACGCACAUCCUUCAGAACGUGAAUAUCUCCGAAAACCUCGCUUACUGGACAGCACAUCUCUCCGGCGCACAGAGUUGUCUUCUUCCGAGUGAUCUUUCCUCCAUGCCAGAUCCUUGUGUGGACGGAUCCGAGCGAUAUGGUCUCUUGCGAAUUUCAGCCGCCAAGUCGGGGGAGAUCGCGACAUACUGUCGACGCCAGAAUAUCACUCGUGCAGUUUUCCUGCAGGUUGCGUGGGCUCUAGUGCUAGCACAAUUCACGGGGCUACAAGAGGUUUGCUUCGGCUACGUGUGUUCUGGGCGAGAUACUCCUGUUGACAGGAUUGAAGAAGUCGCGGGUCCCUUGAUCAGCAUGUUGGUCGCGCGAAUCGACCUCGGAGCGACACGACUGGAGCCCGUACUCACGGCUGUUGCGGAGCAAUCCCUGGAACACCUCUCACGGCAGCAUACGUCCCUGGCUGAGAUACAGCAUAACAUGGGCAGUGAAGGGCAGCUAUUCAAUACUGCCAUCACCGUUCGCGAAGAACAUCAGUACGGAAGCGAGAGUGGUCUCCGCCUAGACGAGAUUAGGGAAGAAGAUCCGCAUGAGUACGAUGUCAUCUUGAGCGCAGUGUUGGGCGUCAACACGACAGACAUUAGCAUCCAAUAUCGAGGGUAUUACAUUAGUAGCGGCAUGGCUUCGAUAAUUGCGUCUGGGUUGGAGUGCGCCAUCAGGUUCAUGAUGAAGCCCGAUCUCAUCCAAGAUACUAUGUCCUUGCACCAGGCCUAUUUCCACCAUAUUGCGGGAGUCAAUGAGUCUUUAGCCGAAGCAUACUGGGCGUCUCGAUUCAAAUAUCUGACGGCAUCCACUUUCCCACUUCUACCCUCAGUGCACUAUCAGCCGAAGCCUUGGGCAGAUAUCACUCACACUGUCAGUCAUAUAAGAUGGUCCGAGACGUAUAAUGCCGUUGCGCUGGUGCAAGGUGCAUGGGCUGCGGUUCAAGCAUCCCACGGUGAACACCAUGACGUUUUUUUUGGCACAGCCCUAUCAUCACAUAAUGAGCCAGUAUCCCGAGAGCUCGCAUCGGCGCUGCCAACCAGGGUGACUCUCGAGUCGAAUCUUGAAAUCUCUCAGGUACUUGACAUCCUUCAUUCCGAUAGUACUAAGAGAUCGUAUCUCAAUCCUUUGCGUCUCCGGACUGUCAGUGGAGAAACAGCGCGCCCCUCGCAGUUUCAAACACUUAUAGUCAUUACCGAGCCUUCUGCCGAACGUUCAUUCCCGCUUUGGGCUGCUAGAGACGCUGGAAUAGACCACUCCCCUAAUCCUGAGGGGAUUGUUGGCACACGGCCCGUUGCGCUAACUCUCCAAUGCCUGGUCACCGCGGGCAAUAUCCGGUUGCACGCCAAGUUCGAUUCUCAUGUCAUUACCGGAGGCUUGGUCACCAGAAUGCUCUGGCAGUUCGAGCGAGCUCUGAGAUGGUUUAGUGACCUUGGUCACUGGACAGAUAUGGUGUCCGAUAUCCAAACUGUCAGCGACCAGGAUCUAACCGACAUUUGGUCGUGGAACGCGAUCGUCCCCGAGCCACACGAUGUGUUGGUUCACGAUAUAUUCAGCCAAGUCGCUGAACAGCAACCGCAGGCACUGGCUAUAUCAGCCUGGGAUGGUGAACUGACGUACCGAGAACUGGACGACCUAUCAUCCCGCCUGGCGUUUUAUCUAGUUCACCGGCUGGCUGUGGGGCCAGGUAUUCUAGUUCCCGUAUACAUAGAAAAGUCACGAUGGACGCCCAUCGCACAGCUAGCAGUCAUGAAGGCUGGGGCAGCUACGGUGUUGUUGGACUCAACGCAACCUACAGAGCGUGCGCGGACAGUCACCGAGGUGGUCAAACCAAAAGUCGUCAUUACGUCUGAUGCGAACCAAGUGGCAGCGGCCCUUCUCGGCGUGGAAUCCUUGCUCGACACUGCGGUGAGACCAGUCCUGCCGCGGAAUUGUGUACCUUCAGACCUUCUCUACGUGGUCUUUACCUCUGGUAGCACCGGGCUGCCGAAGGGUGCUUUGGUCUCGCAUGCCAACUUCGCCGCAGCCAUUCUUCAUCAACAACGGGCCCUUGGAUACAGAACCGGUCUCCGCGUUUACGAUUUUGUAUCUUAUGCAUUUGAUGUGUCAUGGUCGAAUGUGCUUCACUCCCUAACCUCGGGCUCGUGCCUCUGCAUCCCUUCCGAUGAAGAAAGAAUAAACGAUAUCGUCGGAUCAUUGCGAGCUAGCCAGGCUACUUUAGUAGACCUUACCCCUUCCGUUCUGCGUCUUAUCAACCCCCAGGACGUCCCGCAGCUCCGUCGGGUGCUUUUGAGUGGCGAACCGUUCACCAAAACCAUGCUUGGCGACUGGGCACAGCACUUAAGUGUGUUAAAUACAUAUGGGCCGGCGGAAUGUUCAGUCAAGGCAACAAUGGCUCCAGUCAAUUUGGCCUCACUCGAAAAUGACAUCGGCUGCGGAGAAGGACUGGUCACCUGGGUCGUGAGCAUCUCAAACAACGACAAGUUGGCUCCGAUAGGGUCCGUCGGUGAGCUGUGGCUGGAAGGGCCACUAGUGGGACAGGGAUACAUGGGAGAUCAGGAGAAGACUGCCGCAGCCUUUCUUAAUGACCCUUCAUGGUUAUUGCAGGGUGGAGGCGCCGGCCGGCCAGGCCGUCAAGGUCGUUUGUACCGCACUGGGGACUUAGUUCGAUAUGAUUUGAGUGACGACGGCCCGCGCCUCAUCUUUGUCGGACGCAAGGACUCUCAAAUCAAGAUCCGGGGGCAAAGGGUUGAGCUUGGCGAGAUUGAGACUCACAUCCGACACGGACUGUUUGAAGAAGGCGCUUCGGAAGUGCAUUUCGUCGUUGAUACUAUCCAACUGAGCGAUGGCCAAAACCCCCUGCUCGCUGCAUUUGUGGAACUAGCCGACAGGGACGAGGGUGCUGCUACUACUAAAAUCCAGGAUUUAGCCACGGCCCUCGUGGACCGACUAAGCCAACGGUUGCCCAGUUUCAUGAUUCCAGCGAUCUAUAUUCCCGUGGAGCGAAUUCCUGUCGGCCCAACCGGAAAGACGAACAGGCGGCUACUAAAGGAAUUAGGCUGUUCGUUGACGACAGAAGGGAUUGCUAAGUUCAGUCCCGGGAACCGCAGAAAAAGCAUGUUGACCGAUAAUGGUACACACGCAUCUCCCACUUCCCUGGAAACCCUAAUACUAGAGGUUUGUGCUGCUGUGUUGAACAAGCCUGUUGCUCGGCUCUCACUAGACGACAAUUUUUUCAGUUUGGGGGGUGACUCAAUAGACGCCAUGCAACUGGUUGGGGCCGCGCGGGAGCGUGGAAUCACUUUGUCUGUUGCACAGAUCUUCAAGCAGCCCACGCUGGGGGAGCUGUCUCAAGUUGCAGACAGUCAGCUUGAUGUGCUGCAGCCCAGCUCAACAGGGCAUGACAAUGUUGACCCAUUUUCUCUUCUCCCUCUCGAUCUGCCGCAGAAUGAGGUUCGGUCCCAGGCGGCGAGGCUAUGCGAUCUCGAGGCAGAUUGCGUUACUGAUGUGUUCCCCUGUACACCUCUACAGAAAGGACUACUUGCUAUGACCAUGCGUCGCCCUGGUGACUAUGUUCUUCGGCAGGCGCGCCGGUUAGAAAAACAUGUUGAUAUCGCAAGGUUCCGGGCUGCUUGGGAGCAAAUUGUCUACGCCACCCCAAUCCUCCGCUCACGCAUUGUCAAUCUUCCUGAGUUCGGCCUGGUCCAAGUGGUCACGAGCCCGAGCAGAAGUGUGUGGGAGAAUAGCAGCAGAGACGUGAACGCUACCCUCAAUGCGCUUGAACACAGGCCAAUUGAACUCGGCGAGCCUCUUGCUCGCUUCGCCCUGGUAGAGGAUGAUGCAAGUGGCUCAGGAUCACACUUCAUCUGGAGUCUGCACCACUCUGUCUUCGAUGGCUGGUCUCUAGAGCUAAUCGAGAAGGCCCUUUCUGCGUUCUACCAUGAAGGAUAUAUGCCCAAGAUUCUUCCUAUGCAGACAUUCCUUCAUUAUAUUCAGCGGUAUAGUGGGCAGGAGAUGGAUGAAUUUUGGCGCACCCAGUUUGAAGGAAUCGAAGCGCGGCCGUUCUUCGCUCUGCCAUCUUCGAGCUUCCAACCCCGCUCAGACCACAUUAUGAAGCAGGAUAUCAUGGACAUUCACUGGGGAGGCAAGGUCACUGCUUCCAAUGCUAUACGAGCGGCCUGGGCAAUCUUGCUGUCGUCCUACUCCGGCACUACGGAUGCUGUCUUCGGAGUGACGGUUUCUGGUCGUCAGGCAUCGCUACCGGGAAUAGAGGACAUCGCUGCCCCCUUAAUCGCGACGGUGCCCGUACGCGUCGUUGUUAAUAGGGGGUCCACUGUUGGAGACCUACUAGAUCAGGUCAAAAUACAAGCAGUGGACAUGAUCCCAUUUGAGCAGGCUGGGCUGCAGCGAAUCAAGCAACUGAAUGAAGCCUGCGAACAGGCUUGUGAGUUUCAAACGCUGGUUCUUGUGCAACCAGAGCCACGGAAUAAUGGUCCUAGAGACUGGUGCAUCUUUCAGGACCAGAGAAACUCUGCCAACGAUAGGCGGGCCUACGACGACUUCGCUGCUUUCAACACGUAUCCCCUCCUGCUCGAAUGUCAACCUCAACCACACAGUGUCCAUGUGCGGAUUAGUAUCGACUCUCGGGUUGUUGACAAGAUCACAGCCCAGCGAAUGGGUUUACAGUUCGAGGCUAUACUACGACAGUUGCUGUCCGCAGCCAAUCAAGAUCAGCGCGUCUCGGAGAUCCAAAUAGCGAGCGACCAGGACCUGGACGACAUUCGCUCCUGGAACUUAACUUCCAAAGGGGCUGAAUGCUGCGUACAUGACUUGUUCUCACAGGUGGUGCGAAAGCAGCCCAAUCUGCCGGCUAUAUGCGCCUGGGAUGGAGAAUUCACUUAUGGCGAGCUUGACGCUCUAUCUUCCAAUCUUGCGCUUUCCCUUCUGAACAAUCCACGUGUUCAGCAAACUGGUGGCCGAGUAAUACCGUUGUAUUUCGAGAAGCUGAAAUGGAUGCCGGUAGCCCAGUUGGGAAUCAUGAAAGCUGGUGGUGCUUCAGUGGCCCUGGACGCAAACCUACCAUUGGACCGUCUACGCACCAUCAUCGAAUUAGUGGAUCCGCCCUUUGUCCUCUCUUCUACAGAUAAUGCAGAAUUCGCCAGGAAACUACAUGAAUCGGUUCAAAUCGCCGGGGAAUAUCUCAGGGUAUUUUCCCGGAAUGACCUCGCAAAGUCGUCAUUGCCUGUCAUUGACCCAUUGUCGACCCUUUACGUUGUGUUCACCUCUGGCAGCACUGGCAUUCCUAAGGGGGUUAUGAUAAGCCAUACCAACUUUGCUACAGCAGUCCAUUCUCAACAGGCCGCUUUAGAACUGUCAAACCAGUCCCGUGUCUGGGACUUUGUUUCCUAUGCUUUUGAUGUCUCUUGGUCCAAUGUCUUACAAACCCUCUGCGCGGGGGGCUGCCUCUGCAUUCCGUCAGAGGAAGAACGUCGGCACAACCCAGCCUUGAGCAUCGCGAAGAUGAAGGUCAACUAUGCGCAUGUGACACCAACGGUUGCCCGGCUACUGGUAGGCGCAGAUCUCCCCGACCUACAUACCAUGAGCUUUAUUGGUGAGCCGCUGCGGGCAGUCGACGUGUCCUACUGGCAGGGCAAAGUUAGGGUCCUUAAUACUUACGGCCCUGCUGAAUGUACACCUGUAGCCACAGUUCACGUCAUCGAACCCAGUGGUGAUUCGAAUACCGAUCCAUCUAUUGGCCGCGGUGUCGGUGUAGAGACAUGGGUGGUAGAUGUUACAGCCGACCAUCCAAAAAUGGCCGCCAUUGGGAGCGUGGGCGAGCUCUGGCUUGGAGGCCCAUUGGUGGGACAGGGAUACUUGAAAGCCCCUGAAAAGACUGCCCAGGUAUUUGUUGAGGCACCCCGCUGGAUUUCUGCACGGGAUGAGGGCGCAAUAUUAACUAACUGUUAUCGCCGGCUAUACCGCACCGGUGAUAUGGUCCGCUAUAACAGUGACGGUGAUAUGGUCCGCUAUAACAGUGACGGUGAAAGCGAAUCUCUACUGGUGGUAUUCCUAGAGGUCGCUGCUGGCGAGACCGGCAGUAUUACCGCCGCAGCUUCCGUGGUACAUAGCAGGUUGCUGCAGUGCGUGCCGUCUUAUAUGAUACCCACCGCAUAUAUUCCGCUCGAUGAACUUCCCAUAACUGCAUCCGGAAAGACCGAUCGCAUCAAACUCCGAAGCAUAGGGGCUGGAAUGAAGCGCCACGACCUUAUUCGCAAAAGAGAGUCGAUGUCCCAGCGUCAUGCGCCGGCAAACCCUCCCGAGAUUCGAGUCCAUGGUCUAAUGGCAAAGCAGCUCGGCGUUCCCCCUGAGACUUUGGCUAUGGAUGAUAACUUUAUUCACCUUGGUGGCGACUCUAUCUCGGCCAUGCAGUUUGUCUCUCUGGCUCAGCAAGAGGGGCUCCUGGUGACCGUUGGCGAUGUUCUCAGCGCGCGUAAUCUGCUCGAUAUUGUGAGCAAGAUGAGGACUUACGUCAAUGACCCGAGGCCUUCAUCAACUACUCCUUUUGCUGCUCUCGGGUUGGGAGACCAGACGACCUUUUUUCUCGAGAAUGAGCUGCUGCCUCAAGUCCCGGCCGGGGCUGGUUCGCUGCUCGACAUUUGGCCUGUGUCCUCGACACAAACCGUCUAUAUUGAUGAUGCCCUCCGUACCCCUCGUAGAUCAUAUUUCCAGUUCUUCCUAGACCUUCUACCCACAGUGGAUGAACAGAAACUGGCUCAGAGCUGUCAAGACAUGUUGAACCGCCACGACAUCUUCCGGUCCAUUUUUCUUUCGGUUGGAGAUCAUUUUUACCAAGCUACCCUGAAAGACAUCGUAUUUGAUAUCCAGCAUCAAAAGGUUCUCGACUCGGAAGACAUGGACACGAUAUUUAAGGCGGAUCGAGCAACGGAACUUAGCAGACCUGCAGUCCUGGGGACGCCUUGGGUACGAGUCAAAUUCUUCAUUGAGCCGGGUGUAAGAACCCGCCUGCUCCUUAGCUUGUCGCAUGCACUAUACGACGCAGUCACUCUCGGCCUUCUUGCUCGGGAUCUUGAGACACUUUACCAAGGUGCCAAACUGCCAGAGGCACCCAGCUUUGCCAGGUAUGCCCGCCACCGCGUUUCCCGUACUACCGAGGCCCAUGAUUACUGGCGCGACUUUCUGUCCGGUGCUUCCCUCACGACUGGGGCUGCCGAUCUCACGCCGGCGUUGGACAACCCACCGACUGUUCUAGAUCGAACAGUAAGUAUUCCGGGCGCAUCGAACGGAAUCACGACAGCCACUGUGUUUACAGCAGCUUGCGCCAUCGCACUUGGACGGGUUAUUGGCUGUCGUCCUGAUGAUGACGACAUUGUUUUUGGUCGUGUUGUCUCAACCAGAGGAACCUUGCCGAUCGACUUCUGCGACGUUUUAGGCCCUUGCAUCAAUACGAUUCCUGUGCGGAUUCCCGCGGCUGCGGUGACAGCCAAGGAUGAUCGUCAGUCCAUUCUGUCGACGGUGCAACGCCAGUACAUCCAGGGAAUACCCCACGACACCGCCAGUCCCGUCGGGCAGGCCGCAGACUACGGAGGCUUUACCUUCGCCUUCUCCUCGGCCAGCGUUGGUGGAUCCUAG